CCCACUAAACGCAGUCUGGGUCCGUUGAGGUCCUAUAAAACCCAAGGACGCGAUCGAUUAGACACCACACUCACCACUGUAGUCAUUCAUCGUACACACGCAUACCCAGAAAUCGUAAAUCGCGUCAUGGUUCGUUUAUCGUGUUUGCUUCUGUCCGCAGCCGCGUUGGCCGCUGUCGCCUUCGCCUCGCCGUUGAACAACGACAAGUCACAGGUAAUGCAAAUUACAGAAUGGUCAUAAUACCCAAAGCGGUUCUUAUUUAAAAGUAUUUAUAUCUUAUCUUCGACUUUAUUUUCACUCCCUACAAUAGGACGUAAAGAACAACGAACUUGGAAUCACAGAACAGUUACAGGAGCUCAUCGAGAAACGGGACGUGUCAGUCGAAUUGGCCGGUGCCACUGUGACCGUAUCGCCCAGAAACUUGGAUGAAAAUGAAUUGGGUCUGACCCUAAAACUGCCCAGUUCGGCCGAACCACGAAGUGAGUGUCUUUUAAACAAAUAUUUACUAUAAAAACUUUUUAUCGUAUCUUUCGAUACGUCUCUUUUUUCUCUUCGAUCAACUUUUCUCUUCUACCUGUACAUAUUAUACAGAAUUUGUAUAUACAGGCAAACGGCAUAAGCUCAAGAAAAUCCUCAUGCCGAUCAUGGUGUUCGUCAUGCUCAAAGCCCUGACGCUGAUCCCGCUCGCCAUCGGUGUGUUAGGCCUGAAAGCUUGGAACGCGCUGCAGCUGUCGUUCUUCUCGUUCGUUAUAUCCAUCGGACUGGCUAUCUUCCAGCUGGUUAAGAAAGCCGCAGAAUCGCCACCAUCCCUAGCUACCCAUGAUGCCGGCAUCUACGGUGCCCCUUCUGCCCACUACGCUAGAAGCAUCCAGGAACACGCCCAACAGUUGGCCUAUGGUUCCAACCUAAUCAGAUAGGCAUUGUGUUUUCAUCAUCGUCCGACUUCGUCACCGUCUAAACUCGGACUCCAACUACAAUAAAUGAUUAUUUAUUUCUAUUAUUUAUUAUAUUUAUUACCUAUAUGAGAAGCCAACAAUAUUGUAAAUAGUUUACAUUACAAUAGUUCACUAUAUUAUGAACAUCAUCCUUAUUAUUAUUAUAUUUGUUUAAAAAACUGUCUACCAACACUUGGUUCCGAUUGAAAAAUAUUAUAGUAUAUAUUUUAUUAAUCUAUGUAAUAUCUUUUAUUAUUUUCUGUUCUUUUUCAAUCAUUCUCGAUCGAUUUUCUUUUUCAUAUCUCUACUCUAAUUUUAAUGUAUAUUUUUGUAUUUGCAUCAUACAUUUUGAAAAAUAUUUACGUAAAAAACCUUAAUGCAUUCCUUUAAAAAUCGAAGAUUUUUUGAUUCAACUUAUAUGUAUAAUUUGGUUUUUAUUUGUUUAUCUCAAAGCUGUACAGAAGAAAACAAAUUAUAGAUACUGCUUAGCGGUUAACUACAUAUUAUAAUAGACAACCAUAUAAAAACACAAAAAUUUACUAAUAGUAAUAACUGUAUAUUUAUAAGGCCGAGUAGCAGAAACGUUUUGUAAAAAUAUUACAUAGGCGCCUGUAUAUUAAAAACACCCCUUAAAUUAUAAUGGCUCUGUAACAUGUAAAAGUUUUGCACAAAAAAAUUUGUAAUGAAUCUGUAAAUGAAAAUAUAACGAUAAC
Messenger RNA from Cinara cedri, 1648 nucleotides. Lineage: Eukaryota; Metazoa; Arthropoda; Insecta; Hemiptera; Aphididae. The record is from the annotation of a GenBank genome assembly.